UUCAUUGAGUGACAUAGCAGGAAACUCCCUCUUAUCUGAGCUGCCCCUGACAAUAGUCCUUCUGUUCGUCAUUACACUGUGAGGCGAGAGCGACCAGCAGGAGCAGUGCUGUAGAAAUGAGUCAGACAGAGGACCUGCUAAUCGUCUACGAGACAGAGGCGAAGCAGUGGGCGACCUACCUUCAGUCAGUGUUCGCCGGUCCAGUCUCGGAGGAUGGGAUCUGCUGCUAUGACAUCACAACGGUGUCCAACCGAAGCGACGACUUCUUCGGGCUGUCCUGCUACAGCUGCAAGCUGCUGAUCCUCAGCAAGGGGAUGCUGGAGGGCCUCUGCCAGCUGCGGCGCUUCUUCUUGUCCCGAGUCUUGAGUCCCGCGGACCGGGUGGUGGUGCUGCUGUGCGGGGUGGACAGCCUGAACCCCCUGCUGAACCUGGUGCCCCUGAACGCCGACGAGUGGCUGCAGAUCUCCAGUGAACAAGAUGCCCCUGACUACGUGUCCAGUGUGGUUAGCAUUAUAAAGAAAGGUGCAUUAGCCACAGCCGUAAAUGUCAAGCCCUUGACAUGUAAACCAUCUGGACAAGAGCAGAAGGCCAAGCAGAUGCAGUCAUCUGGAGCAGACAGGGUCAGAACCAAYGUUAUGGUCGUUCCCUCGAGAGUUCCCUGCGGGAGCUCCGCGGAGGUGUUCGUUCUCCUGAAAAACAAGGCGGCCGACAGCGACUGCGAGGUGGAGUUCAGCGAUGGGAACCAGAACGUGAGAGUGAAGCCCGCUCGGUGGAACGAGCUGGUCCUGCGCGUCAGUGCACCGGACUUUCCUGCGGGGAAUGUGAGGGUGACCGUGUACAGCGGUGGAAAGUCACUGAGAAGCACACACUUGCAGUACUACACCGGCAYYGAGGAACUCCACCGCCUGCUGUCAWRYGUGGCAGAUCCUGUUCACUUCAUGUGCCAGGCUCUUCAGGUUUCUUCUGUGGACAAACUGGACCAGAAGCUGUCCUCCAUGCUGCUGGAGGGCAUGCCUACAGGAGGCUUUCAGGGACUGCAGUGUGAAAACUCAUCUGGACGAGAGCUCCACCACGCAGACACGCCCUCACUCCUCCACUUUGCUGCUCGACACGGACUCAGGUGCGUCGCCGACCUGCUUCUCCARUGUCCCGGCGCCGAGCGGGCUCUGCGCACGGCCUGUCGCCGCGGCCAGACUCCCGCCGAGGUCGCAAAAAGUCACGGCCACAUGGAGCUUCACGUCCUGCUCAAAGACACACUGAGGAUGUUCAGCUCUGGCGAGGACGUGGACGGCAGCGUGUACGAAAUGAUGUGCAACGCAGGUGCAAACAAACAGCAGCAGCAAGGUGAGGAUGAAGAGCGGGAGGACGAUGAUGUGUACACACAGCUGGGGGAGAAAGAUGGCUCUAACCCCGAUCAGAACCCAGAGGAGGCCAUGGUCAUGGCUAACCGCCCGCCGGAGCCGACUCCCAGGCCUGAGUGCAUGAAGGCGAAACCGUGCAAAACCCCCUACAUCGCCCAAGUGUUUCAGAUGAAGAAAACAUCUAAAAUGGCUCCUGAUGCGUCUUCACUUUUCUCUAAACAAGGACAUAAGCAAGAAAGCAGCACCACUUCCACCUACGACACGUUUGUACCAAACCGGAUGCCCAGCCUCGAUCGACUCAUCGAGCUCCAGCAGAGGAUGAAGACCAGUUCCCUGUCUGUGGACGAGGAGAAGCAGAGUCCCCUGAGAGCCAACAUGGUCAACAACAGAGACGACGUCUACGGUAAAUUAGAAAUGUGA
Messenger RNA from Austrofundulus limnaeus, 1781 nucleotides. RefSeq names its product B cell scaffold protein with ankyrin repeats 1. Gene Ontology annotation, molecular function: protein tyrosine kinase binding; signaling receptor binding. The record is from RefSeq and is a predicted model, not a curated record. Lineage: Eukaryota; Metazoa; Chordata; Actinopteri; Cyprinodontiformes; Rivulidae. Gene Ontology annotation, biological process: B cell activation; negative regulation of B cell activation; negative regulation of phosphatidylinositol 3-kinase/protein kinase B signal transduction. The transcript is spliced from 12 exons. The coding region runs from base 117 to 1781 and encodes 554 amino acids.